Molecule: messenger RNA, 1743 nt
Organism: Haemonchus placei
Lineage: Eukaryota; Metazoa; Nematoda; Chromadorea; Rhabditida; Trichostrongylidae
Source: the annotation of a GenBank genome assembly
ACCAUGCAAAACGGGGAAUUAAACGGAAGUGGAGAAUAUAAAGACAAACAGGGAGGGGGUGCGGGACUUCCUCUGACAAAAGUUGAAAACAAUGAUGGUAAAAAAGUGCUAACUAAUGGCAUGAGCAGAGUGCACCGAAUAUUAUCUGAGGAUGAAAUAAAUCAAGGGAAAACGACACGCUGGACUGAGCUGGAAAUUCAUGGAAGAGUUCGUAAUCUCUCUAAUGCGCUAUGGCAAGUGAGUCACUUAUCCGCCUUAUUUCUAAAUGGCAAUCAGUUAACGCGUGUUCCGCCCGAAAUAUCGCAGUUAACAAACUUGACAAUGUUGGAUCUAUCUCAUAACAAACUACGGAGCCUUCCGGCAGAGCUGGGUGAUAUGAUAUCCCUCUGCCACCUUUACCUUAACCACAACCAGCUUAGAGUUUUACCCUACGAGCUUGGAAAGCUCUUCAGGAUACAAACUUUGGGUCUCCAAGGAAAUCCUUUAUCUCCUGAAAUCAACAAAAUUUAUCACGAAAGCAACGGAUCCCAUAAAUUAUUACAUUUCCUUCACGAUCACCUAGCAAUUAACACUGCACCGCCACCUGAGCGUGAAUGGGUGAUGAUCCGACAUGCGGAUCCUGAUCGGCCUAUAGCCACCUUCACUGUGCUCUGCUAUAACGUUCUCUGUGACAAGUACGCCACUGUUAACCAAUAUUCCUAUUGUCCGUCAUGGGCUCUCAAUUGGGAAUAUCGGAAAAUGUCUAUAAUGAAAGAAAUUCGGAAUUAUGAGGCAGACAUAAUUACAUUACAGGAAGUGGAAACGGAGCAGUUUCGCCUAAUGUUCCAACCUGAGUUGAAAGUGUUAGGGUACACUGGAAUUUUUUCACCGAAAUCUCGUGCCAAGACUAUGAAUGAAGAAGAUCGGAAGUACGUAGAUGGGUGUGCGAUUUUUUGGAAAUCAGAGAAGUUCGAGAUUGAAAAAGAACACCUGAUUGAGUUCACGCAAAUUGUUGUGAAAAAAGCCGCUACAUCGGAGCAUAUGCUCAACCGAGUAAUGCCUCGAGAUAAUAUCGCGUUGUGUGCUGUUCUCCGAAUCAAGGAGAACGUCUACAACAACAGACGCAUGACAAUGGCUGCAGCAGACAAUGUUGUUGGUACGCCACUUGUUGUUUGUGCUGCUCAUAUUCACUGGGAUCCCGAACUUUGUGACGUGAAGCUGGUGCAAACAAUGAUGCUUGCCCACGAACUAUAUAAACUUCUUGAAGAGGUUGCUGACCAGUUUCGAAUAACGCCACAGCAGACACCGUUGCUCAUAUGUGGUGAUCUGAAUUCUACCCCCGAUUCAGGAGUCUUUGAGUUCCUCUCACGCGGCUCAAUAUCGCGGUCUCACACGGAGCUGAAAGGGUUUCGAGACGAUAGCUGCUUGGAACGCUUCUCUUCUGGCGUUCGCGAUCCAAAUUGCUUCACUCAUUCACUGCGACUCGAUUCCGCUGUUGAUUUGAGCAAUAUACCGUUCACAAACUACACAUUGGAUUUCAAGGGAAUGAUUGACUAUAUUUUUUCGACGCCUCAAUCUUUGGCUCGUCUUGGUUUCCUCGGCGCUUUUGAUUUGAACUGGGUGGCACAAAAUAAGAUCAUCGGAUUUCCACAUCCACAUGUGCCAUCAGAUCACAUACCGAUCAUGGCGCAGUACGCAGUGAUCCCAACGAGUCAUCAACGUGCACCUCCGCCUCCUCACCCUCUCAACAACUACCCUCGAUAG